This is a messenger RNA of Orbicella faveolata, 2970 nucleotides long. Its product is annotated as cytochrome P450 3A41-like. Lineage: Eukaryota; Metazoa; Cnidaria; Anthozoa; Scleractinia; Merulinidae. The record is from RefSeq and is a predicted model, not a curated record.
AGGAUCGGGAUUUCCAGGCAAAAAAGGGCAGUAUGGCAGGAUUAACAGGAAAAAAUGGACGGGAAAGUGGGAUCUGAGAAUCCUAUUGUGGACCCUCCACACAGGCUAAACUGAGCGUUAUUCACCAACCUUAGUAUAGUGAUUCUCAAGCCAAUCAGUGCGAGCUUUCUCAACCAUUAGCCUGAUAUAAAACGCUCAGGUUAUAUGAUUAGUCUGUGUACAGUUAGCACUAAAUAUUGGAAGCAACACAAUAUACAUAUAAAAAAUAAUAAAAAAUGUUUGCAGGCCGAAGUGUGCAUUUUUCCCUGGUCUGCAGUCUGCAUUUCAUCCUCGGUCUGCACAGACCUUGUCACGGUUUAGGAAACCAUCGUGACGGAUGGGUAACAAGGUAAAAAAUUGCAAUUUACAACUACCAAUGCUAACAUGGCCAAGGUAAAUUUAAAGAUAACUACAGUCAAACCAGUCUAUUAAUUGAAGUGAUCCUCUGUUAAGAGGUCACCCCCUAUCAAGAGGUCACUGGUCAUUCAAAUUCAUGAAAUUCGCUUCACAAAUUUAUUGUAUAUUUGACCUCCAUUAAGCGGUCACCUCAGCUAUUAAGUGGACGCAGUCACCACCAAUUGGCCAAAUUUAUUGUAAUUUACCUCUGUUAAAUGGUCACCUUGCUACAUCAGGCAGUCAACCGGAGUGUAGUUUGUUAGGCAGUUCCAAAUCACAGACAGUAAGAACUGAUUUUUUCAACAGUGAAAGAGUUUGAAACUGCAAAAAUACAAUCAAAAGAAUGUUACAACAUAAGUUCUUCAUCUUGCUGCUCCUCAGGGAUGUUCCCAAUGUUUAUUAGUUUGCUUCUGGAUUAUAAAAUUUGCUUUCCCUCUCAUGGCUUUCAUAUUUAUUAGCUUUCACUUUUAUGUUUACACAGCCUACUGCUGAGUUUAAAGUGAACCGAAACCGUAAGUUUCUAGCUAAAUCAGCCAACAAGCCAAUCAAAUUCCAGGAUUCUGGAUUCUGGAUUCCACAUCCUGGACAAUUGAGAUGCUUGGAGAAAAAAAAAAAGCUUGUGUUUUUUCCAUGUUUUAACUGAAUCUCCAGAUUUCAGUGCACUCCUCCACUGUUUGUUUCAUAUUGCUGUAAUAUCUCCAUUGCAUGAGGAAAAAAAUAGGUUUUUCAUGUUGUACAUUUGUAUGUGAUUCUAGGUAUGCAGUGGCUCCCUUUUCUACCUUUAAGAAAUUGGGUAUACCUGGUCCUCCCCCAUGGCCAUUUGUUGGAAAUCUUCCUGAAAUAAGCAAGAAGCCUGGUCAGCCAUUUUUAGUUGAAAAGGAAUUAGCUGAAAAAUAUGGAAGAGUUUUUGGGUAUUAUCUUGGACGCAUCCCUGCAUACAUGAUAUCAGAUGUUGACCUUCUUAAGCAGAUUCUUGUCAAAGAAUUCAGUAAAUUUCCCAAUAGACCACUUGCGAAUUUUGGAGGCCAGGGUAUGAGCAGCAGGAAAGGGUUGUUACAACUUGAGGAUGAGGACUGGAGGAGAAUCCGUACAACAAUUACUCCAACAUUUAGUGCUGUUAAAUUGAAGCAGAUUGCACCUUUAAUUCACCAAUCAUGUGACACAUUGUGCAAAAAGCUGGAAAAAAUUGCCCAGUCAGGAGAAAAAGUGGACAUGUGGAGGACUUAUGGAAAGUUUACCAUGGAAGUGAUUUUAGCUUCAGCUUUCGGUGUCCAAGUAGGCAUACAGACAAGUGAUGAUGAGCUUUACACUUCCAAUGCAGAGAAACUGUUUCAACAACCUGGAUUUUCCUUUGUUUUGAUGGUGUUCCCAUUUAUGAGGCCUGUACUUCAGUUGGUCACCAGUCUGUUCUUUCAUUCUUCUGCAACUGAAGCAGCAGCAUCUGCAGCCUUUAUUAUGAAAGCUGCAGAAGAGGUGUUGCAUUUGAGGAGGGAGAGUGGAGUAUCACAGAGGAAAGAUCUGUUGGAGCUAAUGUUGCGUGCAGAAGUCACUGACAAAGACGGCAAACAUGUGAGUAAACUGAGUGAUGAUGAAGUUCUGGCACAGUCUUUUACAUUCAUCUUAGCUGGAUAUGAGACAACAAGCAAUGCUUUGGCAUACACAACAUACUGUCUAGCUUUGAACCCUGAAGUGCAGGAGAAACUCAUUGAGGAAAUUGACGAAGCUGUUGGAGACAAGGAAACUGCUGACUAUGAGACAGUCCAGAAUUUGGAGUAUUUGGACAUGGUGUUGUGUGAAGCAUUACGUCUGUAUCCACCUGCUUUCAGAUUUGGACGUAUUUGCAGUGAAAGCUGCACAUUAAAUGGUGUACACUUUCUUAAGGAUACAAUGGCAAUUGUUCCUGUUUACCAUCUUCACCGUGACCCAGAAUAUUGGCCAGAUCCAGAGACCUUUGAUCCUGAGAGGUUUUCCCCGGAAGCCAAACAGAAGCGCAGCCCAUACUGUUAUCUUCCGUUUGGCACAGGACCACGAUCCUGUAUUGGCAUGAGAUUUGCACUCAUAGAAGCUAAACUAGCGUUGGUUCAUCUACUGAAGAGGUUUACAUUUCAGCGUUCUGCAGAGACUGAGGUACCCCUUCAACUCAAGGCUGCUGUGACAAUGGCCCCAAAGAAUGGGAUUCAAGUCAAAAUCAUUUCAAGGAAAUAAGGAACUGAACAGUUAGCAGGCUUUCCAAAAUGACUCAAAACAUAUGGAUCCUAAAUUUAACAGACUAAAAUGAAAACAUGUUCAUUAGCUGAAUUAUUAUGAUCCAGUGAUAUAGCAAAAUUGAUUUAACUGUGUUUUGGUGGUAUUUUGGGCCAUUGUGCAAGGUAUUUGCACCAGUGAAGCCGGUCUUUCUUCAGGUAAAUCGAACUUAACAGAUGAAAACCAAGGUACUCUCCAUGGACAAAUUAACAUGAGUGAUGUCACAACCUGUUUUGCUUAUAAACAGGACCCUAAUAACAUUGAUGUAAAUAAAUGAUUUCUUUUUGAAAA